UGCUCUUUUUUCUCCUCUCAUUCUACUGCGCUUUCUCUCUCUCGCUGGUUUGUUCCUCCCUCCCCAGCCAUGCCACAUCCCCUCCCACAGCUCGCAAGCAGAAUUCCUCCCCCCCCAUCUUUUUAUCAUGAUGCUAUAGAUUUUAUGUAUCCCUAUCUUCUUAUCAAUCAGGUGAUCUACUGGAUCUCAGCCACACGAUCUUCCAGGCUUCCACUUUCCCCACUGGUGCGCAUGUAUUCUUUUCAUCUGGUAACAUUACAGUGCGUGCUCUCCGGCUUCACACUGGGUUCUUUCACGCUUCCUGGAGGCUGGGCCAUUGGUUGCCGUCCCUCCCUCCCAUCCUUCUGAGUGAAAAUGGUCCGUGUGUCCUGCUUCUGCAGAAGCAAAUUAUGAUCCGUAUCUCUCUCCAUGAACGACGAGUUUUACAUUUCAGAGAACAGGUCAGCAGGAAGGACGGAUCCAGCACCCGGGGAAGGAGAAGUCCUAGCACUCCACGUAAGACUGGCAAAUGGGACCUCUCUUUGACUACAGGGUCUACUUUGUUUGCCUGCUGGCUCCCACCCUGUUUCUGAGGCUGGGCUCCUCCAGAUCCAGCACACCUAACGUUACGCUUGGACAUCAUGGUUGCAUAGACGGUGCAAAAUGUAAAGAAAAAUGUCCCUCAGAGUGGAUGUUCUAUGAGGACACCUGCUACGGGGUCUUCACCGAUGUUGUCGCCUGGGAUGAAGCAGAGGCCAAAUGUUUCAGGUAUCACCAGAGCCAUCUAGCGUCCAUCCUUGAUGAAGAAGAGAUGACAGCCAUUUCCAAGUUCAUUACCACUAAUUAUAAGUCCGUCGGGCCUAUCUGGAUUGGACUUCACGACCCCUUUGCGAACAGGCGCUGGCGCUGGACGGACCUGUCCUUAAGCUCAUACCUCUCUUGGAACGAUAAAGAGCCCAAUGGCAGGAAAAAGAAAGAGCUGUGUGUUCAUUUGGUCGUGAACAGAGAAUACAUGCGCUGGAAUGAUGCAAAGUGUUCCAUGGAGAUGGCCUUCAUCUGCAAAUAUCACCUCUGAGGGAGGCAGGAGAGGCCAGUGGGUGCCGGCAAGAUCGCACAGAUGAUGCUUAGGGUCUCCUUCCAUGGAAGGACGGAGAGGUCUCCUCGUUUCAAGGUCCUUGUACUUGGACGUUCUGUCCACACAGGGCCAGACCGUCUUGGGUGAAACCAAUAAAACAUC
Messenger RNA from Pogona vitticeps (central bearded dragon), 1216 nucleotides. Lineage: Eukaryota; Metazoa; Chordata; Lepidosauria; Squamata; Agamidae. The record is from RefSeq and is a predicted model, not a curated record.